GUCAAUACACAACAAACAUUUCCGACUGACGUAGUCUUCGGCAAAGUCCGGUAUAUUCCGUUGACGUGCCCACCAGAUGGAGUUUUAAACCGGAAGUGGUGUUGUUUUUUGUAAACGAAAAUAGGGGGAAACACUUGUUGCUUUAUUAGAGUAUUUAUAUUUGUGACCUUAAAAUGGAUAAAUUAAAGAAAGCGCUGAGUGGAGAUGAUGAAGAUGAAGAAUCUGGGAUUGUUACACAGGUAUCAAACUCCACCACAUUAAGCUGGUCCACAAGACUGAAAGCAUUCGCCGUUUGUUUUGUGUUGGGGAUAACCCUCUCCAUUUUGGGAAGCGUCCUUCUAUGGUUUAAGAACGGACUUGUUCUGUUUGCUGUUUUCUACACAUUUGGAAAUAUUUUGUCACUAGCAAGUACAUGUUUCUUAAUGGGACCAUUUAAACAACUGAAGAAAAUGUUUGCAAAGACAAGAGUAAUAGCAACAAUUUUAGUCCUGGUGAUGUUUGUCCUGACUUUAGUCUGUGCUUUUGCACUGAAGAACCCUGCCCUUACGUUGGUGUGUUGUGUUCUACAAUUCCUAGCCCUAACCUGGUAUUCUCUGUCAUAUAUUCCAUUUGCAAGGGAUGCAGCCAAAAAAUGUUUUGCAUCUUGUUUAGAAUGAUAUCCUAUCAACAUUCAUGAGGCUUGAACUCCUUGUUUGACUAUCUACAUACUGAUGAUAUUUAUUGUUUAUUUCUCAUCCUAUCCAUUUGACCAAGUGCUAUAAAGAGAAAGUACUUGUAUUUUCAUGUAUAUUUUUGUGAAUUGUUUACAGUUAUGCUAUUUUUAGAGGAAUCGAUGUAAUUUUUGGAGACAUAUUUGUAGGUGUUAGUUUUAGUAAGGGAUGAGUACAGAAAGUGAAGUUUCAUAAUAAAGCCAUUAAGAUCAUUUUAACGCUCUCAGACUCGAAAAGUAUGGCAGCCAUUGACGUUAUGAAGAAUGGACUGUAAAGAUGAGGUAUUUGUAUUUUUUAGUUAUUGAUCAAUGUCAUAUGUUCAUCCAUUCAUAAAGAAUUUUGAAGUAAACAAGUGCUAAAGUGUGUGUGAUUUUACAGCAGUUUUCAUUCACAUUUCGAGGCCUUCCUGUGCCCCCACUUGUUUAGGUGCUAAUGUUCAUUUAUUUUACAAUCAAAAUGAUGUUGUUUGAAUUUUUAGUAUAAAUAUAACAUCCAACAUACCGGGUACAUAUUUUAAAAUGUAUUUUUGUGUACAAAGAAUUUAGCACUAGGAAGACAGGCUAUUUUUUGCAGUAGGUGUACGUACAUUUGUAGUAAAAACAUUUAAUUUUAUUGACAAUAUUGAUGCAAUGCUGUAAAAAGAGACAGCUUUAAUACAUCCAGUGUAUAUGAUCAAUGAACAAACUCGCUGUUUAGAUAACACUGAGAUUACUUUCAAGCAAAUUGUUGUUUUCCCCCAACCAUCCAUUACAUGUGACUCAAUGUAAUUGUGAAGCUGUCCAUAAAUUUGUUGUCUGUAAAAUAAUUUACCACACAGUGCCUGCUCAGUUUUGAGGGUAUAACAGAUUGAAAUUCAUUUGUAUGUAUUUUUAUCCAAUUCUUGAAGAAAGUAUGGUAAUGGAAAUUAAAAAUGGUCCAUUUUACUUUGCAGUUUCAUUUGUGGUGUAUUUAUUUUUGUUAAGAUUCUGCCAUAAACUGUCCAUGAUUUAUGUUUGAUUCACUGCUCAUCAUAAUAAAGAAUCAAUCAUUUUACAAA
Messenger RNA from Saccostrea cuccullata (small rock oyster), 1746 nucleotides. Its product is annotated as vesicle transport protein SFT2B-like. Gene Ontology annotation, biological process: vesicle-mediated transport. Lineage: Eukaryota; Metazoa; Mollusca; Bivalvia; Ostreida; Ostreidae. Bases 174 to 656 code for a protein of 160 amino acids. The transcript is spliced from 7 exons. Gene Ontology annotation, cellular component: membrane. The record is from RefSeq and is a predicted model, not a curated record.